Molecule: messenger RNA, 693 nt
Organism: Plasmodium gallinaceum
Lineage: Eukaryota; Apicomplexa; Aconoidasida; Haemosporida; Plasmodiidae
Product: 50S ribosomal protein L24, putative
Exons: 1
Coding region: 1-693 (230 amino acids)
Biological process (GO): translation
Cellular component (GO): mitochondrion; ribosome
Molecular function (GO): structural constituent of ribosome; RNA binding
Source: RefSeq, a predicted model, not a curated record
AUGUCAAAGUAUGUUAAAUAUUUUGUCCAAGCUAAAAAACUAGAUAAAAGAAAACGAAAAUAUUAUAAACUAGAAUUUUUAGAAUUAAAUAAGGAAUUAAGUAUACCAUAUCCUUUAAGAGAACAAAAUCAACCAAAAAGAUUAGAUUUAUCUAAAUAUUUAAAUAUAGAAGUAGGCGAUUUAGUUAAAGUAUUAUAUGGACCUGAUAAAGAUAAAGAAGGGCUAGUACUAAGUAUUAACCCCAAAAGAAAUACUGUAAUUGUUGAUGGAUGUAAUAUGAAAAAAUCAGCAUGGAAUGUUACAAGUAAAAAAGGGUCAAUCAUUACACAAGAAAUGCCAAUUCAUAUAACAAAUGUAGCUAUUUUAGAUCCAAUAAAUAAAAAACCAACAGUAGUAAAAAGGAGGUAUAUGAUGAAUGGGGAGUGUGUAAGAAUAUCAAAAAUUUCAGGUUGCGCAAUGCCUGAACCUGUUAAUAAAAAUAUUUUGAAAGAGCAAAAUAAUUAUGAAUUGUUCAUUCAAAAAAAAAAAACAGGUCCACCAAUAAAGGAUAUAUAUGCAGAAAAAGAUUCCAAAAACUUUAAUUUAUUAAAGAAAAUAGCAUAUGAAAUAAAAAAAAAAAGAUUUUAUGAAAUGAAAAAUUUUUUUAAAAAAGAUGAGGAAAAUGAGAAAAGUAGUACAAUUAAAAGUUUUUAA